Molecule: messenger RNA, 3147 nt
Organism: Panonychus citri (citrus red mite)
Lineage: Eukaryota; Metazoa; Arthropoda; Arachnida; Trombidiformes; Tetranychidae
Gene: spel1
Product: DNA mismatch repair protein Msh2-like
Exons: 8
Coding region: 130-2790 (886 amino acids)
Biological process (GO): mitotic recombination; mismatch repair
Cellular component (GO): MutSalpha complex; nucleus
Molecular function (GO): ATP binding; mismatched DNA binding; ATP-dependent DNA damage sensor activity
Source: RefSeq, a predicted model, not a curated record
CAAUAGAUGUCACUGGAAUCGAAUCAUGUGUUUGUAGAGAAACGAAAACUUGAAAAGUGAAUUUAAAUCUCCGUUGAUUUGGAAUUGAUUGUGACACUGAAUAAAUUGCUUUUCUAAUUUACACUAAUCAUGGAAGAUGAAGGGAAUGAUCAAGCCUUAGAUGUUCCUCAUGAAACUGAUUUCCUUAUUUUUUAUAGAAAAUUACCAAAUAAAUCAUCUACAACUGUUCGGCUUUUCGACCGGAAAGAUUUCUUCACCAUUCAUGGAUCUGAUGCUCUUUUUGUUGCUAAUGAAAUCUUGAAAACUCAAACAGUUAUCAAGUAUAUUGAUAAUAUCCCAUCACUUGCCCUGAGUAUUAAUAAAUUGGAAAUGAUAUUAAAAGAAUUUCUUUUAAUUCGUCAUUAUCGAAUUGAGAUUUACAAGCAAGAGAAAAACUCACGUAACGCUAAUUGGACUCUUGACAUUAAAGCUUCACCGGGUAAUUUGGGUUCGCUUGAAGAUACUUUGUACUCCGUCAAUGAUAAUACUUCGGGUUUGAUUUCGAUAAAAGUUAUUGGUUCUGAUGUUCCUACUAUCGGUGUUGCUUAUAUAAAUACUCUUGAAAGAUGUGUUAGUGUUAUACAAUUUGAAGAUGAUCAAUAUUUGUCCGUUUUUGAGGCGAUUCUUGUACAAUGUGCUCCCAAAGAAGUUAUAAUUACCAAGUCAUUUCGAUCUACAUCCUUUUUCCGACGAUUUGAAGAGAUCAUGGAUUUGAAUAAAAUUCUGAUUACCGAUGUGAAACCUCAAAGUUACGUUGAUGAUUAUUCAGCAUUACAAAUGCGAUUGAACAAAAUUCUAUCGUCCAAAGUGAAAACAGAUUAUUUGGAGGAACAAAAAUUAGCCACUGCUGCUUUUAGUGCCGCUAUUGAUUAUUUAAGUCUAUCAAAUGGUGAUACUGAUGGACGAUAUUUACUUAAGAAAUUCGAUGUAUCAUUUGUUCGUCUCGAUUCUUCUGCAAUUAAAUCUCUUGAUCUGUUCACUGUUAAUGGUUCCGACUCAUCGGCUAACAAUAAUUUCAGUGUCUAUCAUUUGCUCAAUCAUUGUCGAACCCUCGCUGGUCAGCGUUUACUUGUCCAAUGGAUUCGUCAACCAUUAACUGAUCUAAACCAUAUUCAGGAAAGAUUGGAUUUGGUUGAUUUCUUUCGUGAAAAUACCGAAACUCGUAAAACAUUGAACAAUGUCUACUUGCGACGUGUUCCUGAUUUAUUGCGUUUGUCCAAAAAAUUUGAACAAGAAAAAGCGUCUCUAUUUGAUUGCUGUAAAGUUUACGAUUUCAUCAAGUGUUUACCAUGUAUUCGGGAACUUCUAGAGUCUAGUGGUGAUUCUAAGAUCAAAGAUACAUUUGUUGAUCUAUUUUCAACCUCAGAGCAACAUUUUGAACCCUUCAUCGAACUCAUCAAAAGCACAAUUGAUUUUAAUCGUCUUGAUGAAAAUCGUGAGCCGAUGAUUAAAGCAGAUUUCGAUGAAGAGCUGGGAAAAAUUUACAAAGAGUUGGAGGAGGUAGAAAAUAGUGCUGAAAAUUUGUCGACAUCAGUUGCUCGUAAAUUUGACCUCGAUCCAAGUAAGUUAAAGUUGGAGCGUAACUCACAGAUCGGUUAUAACUUCCGAGUUACAAAAAAAGAAGAGAAAAAUGUUCGCAACGGUCAAGGAAUCCGAUUCAUUGAUCGAGCCAAAAAAGACGCCAUUAGAUUUUCUAACACUAAACUUGACGAUUUGAGUGGUAAAUAUGUUGAAUUGAUGGCUGCUUAUGAAAACCAACAAGCAGAGUUGGUCAGCGGUGUCAUUAAAGUUGCUGCAACUUAUAGUGAAGCCAUGAGGACACUUGGAGAUGUCGUCGCUAAACUUGAUGUUUUGGUUUCGUUUGCUCUUUACUCUUGUAGUGGUAAAAAAUUUGUCCGUCCCGAGUUGUUGCCUAAAGGAAGUGGUAAAAUAAUCAUCUCACAGGUUCGUCAUCCUUGUCUUGAAGCUCAACCAAAUGGUAUUUACGUUCCUAAUGAUGUUCAUCUUGAUGAGUCUGAACACAAAUUUUUCCUUGUCACGGGUCCAAAUAUGGGAGGUAAAUCAACGUACAUUCGAUCCGUUGGAAUCGCCGUUCUAUUAGCUCACAUUGGUUCUUAUAUUCCCGCUGAUUCCGCCACGAUCUCAUUAGUUGAUGGCAUUCAAACAAGAGUUGGGUCAAGUGAUUAUCAGCUCAAAGGUGUGUCAACCUUCAUGGCAGAAAUGAUUGAGACAAGCUCAAUUCUCAGAGGAGCUACUAAAGACUCGCUCAUUAUUAUCGAUGAACUCGGUCGUGGUACAUCCACUUACGAUGGAUUCGGCUUAUCUUGGCAUAUCUCUGAGUACAUAGCCACCAAAAUCAAAGCUUAUUGCUUUUUCGCUACUCAUUUUCACGAGCUUACAGCUUUAACCAAAACAGUUCCCGCUAUUGGUAAUCUCCAUGUUAAAGCGGAAACCACUUCAGGUGGACUCGUUUUCUUGUAUAAAGUUGACAAAGGUAUUUGUGAUCAAAGUUUCGGUAUUCAUGUUGCCCGAUUGGCUCAAUUUCCAGAGCACAUAAUUGCCGAUGCAUCUGCAAAGGUUCAAGAGCUUGAAGGAUUCAGUGGUGUCGAUGAAAAAACCAGAGCACUUCGUGAAUAUGUAAUGAAUUAUGUUAAAAAAAUGGAUGUUGACAAUUGUGAUGAUGAUGAAAUCGAAAGUAAAAUAUCAAACCUACGAGAAUAUGUUGAAAAACAUUCACUUAAUCAAAUUUAAUGGCUCAUCUUUAUCCUGAUUUUCGUGAAUUAAUCUCAAUCAUUCAUUUGUUAACCAAAAUCAAACUUUUCCUUCUACUUAAUUGUCUCCAUUUAAUUAUGAUACGAAAUUUUGAUUCUAUUAUGUUAAAGUGAACAGUUGUAACUGUUGAAAACGAAAUCGUAAAUUAGAAUCAAUCUCAUCAAUAAUCAUCAGAAUCACUCUUAUUGUUAAUCACAAUUAAACUUUUUAUUCUGCUUAACUGUAAUUCUUUAAUUGAUGUAAUCAAUGAAAAUUGCAAACAAACCAUUUUUUCUGUUCAAUUGUAAUAAUUAAAAUGAAAAUUUUACGUAAUAAAAAAGAAAUAAAAAAUUCUAA